This is a messenger RNA of Scophthalmus maximus (turbot), 916 nucleotides long. It is a transcript of the gene c6h1orf74, whose product is annotated as chromosome 6 C1orf74 homolog. NCBI's taxonomy places the organism in Eukaryota, Metazoa, Chordata, Actinopteri, Pleuronectiformes, Scophthalmidae. The transcript has a single exon. Bases 50 to 841 code for a protein of 263 amino acids. The record is from RefSeq and is a predicted model, not a curated record.
AUUUUGGUACAUUCGACUAUUUGAACUGUGUCGUGUGAUUUAUGCAGCAAUGUCCACUCAGGAGAUCUUUGUUGCUGCAGCUCGUAAAUGUCUGUGCGUUGGCAGAAAAUCUCUCUCUGUACCUCAGAGUCUCGACUUGGCUACUCAGGUCUUGGCUGUUGAUUUGGGGUUGAAACCCGCUCUACUGUACGACAGUAACGGCAGCAGCUCAUCACAGGUGCAGCAGUAUUUGAGCUCUGUGCAGUCGUCCCAGCUUGUGUCUAAAUCGCUUCUCACAUUGGAUUUAAACGGAAACACUCUAAUUCUUAAUCCAGUUACGGUCAGAUCAAAUCUAGAGCAGGUGCUUCACGAUGGCAGUGUGGCUGUGAUCGAUAUCUGCAGCUCGCUGGAGAAGCCCGCCAUCACUGAGCCGCUCAGGGGAGAGCUGAAGAGCAUGAUACAUGAUAUACUGCUUCUUCUGAGAGGGUUCGAAAAACCGAAAGAGGCUGAGAAACCUCUUUGUGUCAGAGAGAAAUGUGAUGAAUGGAACCUGUGCACAGCCUUCGGUCUCUUACUGGGUUACCCUGUCACCUACUGGUUCGAUCAGACCCACAGCUUUGAAAACUGUCUGUCUAUGACUCCCCUGACGGUGACCACGGCUGCAGCCACGUUGGGGGCAGGCUCCGCAGGUCACAGAUGUCGCCUGUACUCCUUCAGCAUCCCAGAUGUUCUGCUCAGAGAGACACAGUCCAACCUGGACAACUGGAGGCUCCGUUUACAAGAAAGGUUUCAGCAGCAAAAUGUCCUAAAGGAUCUUAGUGUUUGUCAAACCACAGUAACUCUGCCAUCAGUCUGUUUGUGAUGCCAACUUUAGCCCUGUUAGAGAAUGUGUGGGUGAACUUUUAUCACUUCAUUAAACUUUGGCAAAGCAAAAUUA